Molecule: messenger RNA, 1847 nt
Organism: Tympanuchus pallidicinctus (lesser prairie-chicken)
Lineage: Eukaryota; Metazoa; Chordata; Aves; Galliformes; Phasianidae
Gene: CLBA1
Product: clathrin binding box of aftiphilin containing 1
Exons: 7
Coding region: 266-1258 (330 amino acids)
Biological process (GO): intracellular transport
Cellular component (GO): trans-Golgi network membrane; AP-1 adaptor complex
Molecular function (GO): clathrin binding
Source: RefSeq, a predicted model, not a curated record
AGAAUCACAUCCUGGUGUUAGCUAUAAGUUCAAAACUGUGAGGCUUCAGAAGCUUUUAAGUCACCUUAUUCGGCAAGUUCCUGCUCAUAAACAGGAUAUGCAACAUGAAUAGCUGGCCAACAGCUUGCACAGGACUGAGACUGAACAACACACGCCUGCCAAUGCUGCAGGAGAGGCUGAAGGAUGUCCUGCUGUGAUUUAGGGGACACUUAAGAGCACAGAUUUCACCAAAUGAUGCCUGAGCGGGGGUGGUUUUCCAAGCACGAUGCAGAACCUGUUGCAGUCGGGAAGUCGCAGUAGCACAGACGCGUCGCGCCGGGUGCGUGUGACAGAGCUGGAGGUGGGCGGAAUGUCUGGCGGUGAGAAUGGCUGGAACUCAAACGCAGGGACUGAUAAUGAAGGAAUUACUCACCUCGAGGUAUCGCAGCAGAGCCUCCCGGUACUGAAGAGCGACAGGCGGAGCUGUGAGGGGUCUGGUGAGAGCUGCUGUACCUCAGCGCCCAGCGGUUCCUGGGGGGAGUUUGAGGGCUUCAAGGAACCCUUGGGCAAAUGGCAUCCCAGAGCUGAUAUUUUGCUGAAGUCAAAAAACACUUCUGAUGGUGGUACAGGCGUGAGCAGAGGACACUGCAGUGCUGCUGCCGGUCACUUCUGUUCCGAGCCAUCUCUACUCAGUGAGGCUUCCAGCUCUCUGAAUGAGGCAGACCACUGCUAUGAGGGUAUAUUUAAGUCUGGCUUUCCAGAAGUCCUUGUAUCGCAGUCCAGCGAGAGCAUAAGAAGCCUGGAUCAAGUAGUUGAUGUGAAUAAUGAAGAUGUUGGGAUUCCUGAACUUACAAAUAAUCAACUUUGCAUCGAUUCUGGAAACAUAUGGAGAACUCUUAGAGACUUAGAUAAUACCUCCAGAUUAAGACAUCCCUGGAGUAAAUCUCAUUGCCAAGAAAACCUCCUGAGUGUCCUUGGAAUAGAUACAAAUCGAAUGGACUUUCUGGAGAGCCAGAAUGACAUUACUGAGGAAUCAAAUGCUAAAGAUAAUGAAGACUUCAGAUUUGACGGAUUCAGUAUUAAUAACUGCAAAGCACUGAUCCAGACCAAGCUUUCUGUAUCGCAAGAUUCCCGACAGGAUCAGCUCUUCACCUGUAACCUCUUUCUGAAAACCACAUCAUCAAAUGGGAACAUGCAGUAUAUAACAAUCCCAAGGAAGAAGCACAUUUUCAGUACACUCAACCUAAACGUGAAAUUUUUCAACAGCGAUGUUUGUUGAACCAAAUGCACUUGUUAAUUGUUUUCCUUCUUUUUGAACUGAAUGCAUUUUCUUACUGGCUUUGUACUGGUGACUGCAGAUGAUCGUUAGGAAAGUUACUGUUACUGUACAGGAGAUACCUAAAGCUACAUUAUUAGAAGGAAUUUAUCUCAUGUAGUUAUGAAGUCAAGGGUGUAAUUUUGUCCUGAGAAGUUUUGCUGCUGAUUCAUCUUUCUUACAGUAAAUCCAGCUGCAAUCAUACUUCAAAAAUCCUCUGGACUGUUCUUUGGAAUUACUGACCUUUCAAGCCUCUGAAAAACCUGGUUUCCAUGCCAAAACCUGAACACACCUCAAGUGUGUUGUGAAGUGACACCAUCUCUUCUGUUUGGUCCAAUCUGAAUCUGCUGAGAUCUGCUGCUUUGCCACUGCGUAGCACGAUGAAGUGAGCCUUCUGCAGCCUGUGGCUUUCAUUGGGGUUGAGGAAGGUAGAGCUUCUGUGUGUUGUGAGAGCCUGCUGUGGUAAUACAGGUAGUCAGUGGAACGAUUGGAUUGAAAAUGUUUUGUCCUGGCGUUGGUUGCUAACUGAAAUAAAUUGCAUCUCUGAAGCUGA